AUGACUGGAAUUCUCACGAAGAAGCGCUACACAUGUGCGACCAUCUACGUGGACCAAUACUCUGGUCUUGGCUUUGUUUACCUUCAGAAGUCCACGAGUGCGGAUGAAACAAUUAUGGGAACGAAAGCCUUUGAAGCCUACGCAAAACAACAUGGCGCAACAAUCAAGGCAUACCAUGCAGAUAAUGGAGUGUUCCGUGCAAAUAAAUGGGUCGAUGAAUGCAGACAACUUGAGCAGACACUGACGUUUGCAGGAGUCAAUGCACAUCAUUCAAAUGGACUAGCUGAACGAAGGAUCCGGUCACUACAAGACUUGGCAAGGUCGAUGCUCAUUCACAUGAAUAACAGGUGGAGAAUGCCUGGGAUUGCUCAUCUCUGGCCGUAUGCAAUCAGGAUGGCAAAUGACGCAAUUAAUGAAGCGCCAAACCUGAGGGAUGAGAAAGGGCGAUCGCCAUUGCAACUCUUCAGUCAGACUGACAUUCAAACCCACAACAAGCAUUGGAUUCCAUUUGGAUGUCCUGUCUACGUAUUGGAUCCGAAACUGCAAACAGGACAAGGAUUCUUGAACAAGUGGGAAGCUAGAUCUCGAGUUGGAAUCUACCUUGGUAGAUCACCGAAUCAUGGAAGAAACGUUGCUCUUGUUUUGAAUCGAUUGACAGGUUUGGUAUCGCCGCAAUUUUCAUGUCACUUUUGA
Messenger RNA from Cylindrotheca closterium, 693 nucleotides. The record is from the annotation of a GenBank genome assembly. Lineage: Eukaryota; Bacillariophyta; Bacillariophyceae; Bacillariales; Bacillariaceae.